AUGGAGACCCGGAGAAGGUCCGACUACGAGGAGGAAGAGGAAUCGACAGCUGAUGACGUCGAUCAACAUCGAAAAGACUUUCUGCGUUCCUUCGUCGAUCGUCUUCUUGGAGCGCCGUUGAUCAGCAAAGCGGGAAAGCUCCAGACGACGGUCGACGUUUUCAUCACCCUCGAGGAGGUCCGCGCCGUCACUCUUCACGUCUGCACCUCCCUCCAUCUCCAGCCGUCUCUACUUCGUAUCAAUGCGUUCGUUUCGGGAUUUUCUUACAAAUAACGAAAAUUUGCUUCCAACUUCUUUUUUUUUCUCUAUUCCAGAGGUUACCCGAUCCAUAUCAUUGGUGAUUUACACGGACAAUUUCAUGAUCUUCGUUCAAUUUUUACAAGGCCCAGCUUUUCUUUUUUCUCUUUUUAAUUUUUCAAUUUUAGAUGUGGUCAUCCGUCUAAUACUUCAUAUUUGUUUUUGGGGGAUUACGUCGAUCGUGGAGUACAGGUGAAAAUGAAAUGAACUUUGUUCACUUCUACUUAUGAUGGCCGCACGUUGAAUGGUUCAGUGCGUCGCCGUUUCUUUUCGCUUCGGAAUGAAAAAGUGGCUUCGAAAAAAAUUUCUAUCUAAAAUUUCUAUGAUAUCCUUAUGUGGAGGCUUUGAAGAACAAGAUUCUUUGGAAAAGAAAGAAAAACAUUUAAAAACUACAAAGACUUCUUUUAUUGCUCUAAAAUGAGCUCCUCAGGGUCUGGAGACGUCCCUGCUGUUGCUGGCACUCAAGGCUCUGUAUCCAGAGCGAGUGUUCUUGCUGCGCGGCAACCACGAAGACUUCAACACGUCGGUGACGUAUGGCUUCUACGACGAGUGUAUUCUGAAAUACUUGGACUGUGGCGAACUCGUGUGGCUGCACCUCAUCAACGCGUUCAACCAUCUUCCGAUUUGUGCUCUGAUUGGCGGCAAGGUGAUGUGCAUGCACGGCGGAAUUUCCCCGCACAUCAACUCUCUCGCCGACAUCGAAAACGUGAGGAAGCCGUUCGAAGCUCUCGGUAACUGCGGAUUCUUAGAUUCGGCGGCCGUCCAUUGUGCCUUCUUACGGUCUCAUGUGCGACUUAGUUUGGUCUGAUCCCGAAUCUUCUGUGGUGAGUGCGGCCUCGAAGAGCUUCACUGAAAUGAACUGGGCGGAAAGUCCCAAAAAAAAAAUGAAGAUAGUCGCAUACAAAAAUUUCUAUUGUAAUUGCUAGUAAACUCAGAAAAAUGCGAGAAAAACGACAAAAAUCUUUAGUUUUGGGUUCUAACUUCAGAUUAUUUGGGGAAUCAGUAAAUUUUUUGUCAGGUCUCUUUUACGAACUAUUCUUUCUUCUGCUCAAGUUUACAGGCUAUAAUUUCCUUCUAUUUUUUUAAAUUUUGAUUCGUUCGAGCAACCAAGUUCAUCGCGUCAAAGAGUUUUUUUAAAAAUGAAACUUUUAUUCAAAUUUGUUGCGAAGAAAUUGUAUCUGCACUGUACUUUUCCAAGUGGUCUGAAGGACAUAAUAGCCGUUUGUCUUAAGAAUCCUGGAUGGUCAUUGUCGGCGCGAGGAAUUUCCUUUUCUUUCGAUGAAACGACUAUUGAGAACUUCUGUCGCCAACACGACAUCGACGUCAUCAUUCGCGCUCAUCAGAUCACCACCGACGUCUGUUUCUGGAUGUUUGCAAUCGUGUAGAGUCCUUCAGAUGUUCAACGGAGGCUACAAACUUCACGCCGGCGGCCGCAUGGUCACCGUUUUCUCAGCGCCCAAUUACCUUAACAUGAGCAAUGACUCUUGUGUCGUCCGCAUCGAUUCCAAUGUUUGUAAAAAAAAUUAAUCAAGAUUCAAAGCUUUUCGUUUUCAGCUUUGUAUGCGCUUCAUUGUGUUCCGGCCUGUCAGAAAACAAAAAGCCAACAAAAACUCCAAAAGUAUUGCAAAAUAA
Messenger RNA from Caenorhabditis auriculariae, 1929 nucleotides. Lineage: Eukaryota; Metazoa; Nematoda; Chromadorea; Rhabditida; Rhabditidae. The record is from the annotation of a GenBank genome assembly.